Messenger RNA from Lasiosphaeria miniovina, 619 nucleotides. RefSeq lists its product as uncharacterized. NCBI's taxonomy places the organism in Eukaryota, Fungi, Ascomycota, Sordariomycetes, Sordariales, Lasiosphaeriaceae. The transcript has a single exon. The coding region runs from base 112 to 582 and encodes 156 amino acids. The record is from RefSeq and is a predicted model, not a curated record.
UUCUAUCUACGAAGCCUGUAUCCAGGCGAUGCCCAUUCACUUUCCCCUCCAGCGGAAUGGGACGACGAGAGAGAAGUAAAGAAGCCAUCGACUGAGGAGAGCCGCGCUCGCAUGGAUGACGUGCGACAUCGCCGCCCAUCAACCCCCCCUCGCAUCGAACCACCAUAUCGCCGCAACUCGUCCGAAUCUCGCCGGUUUGAUGAUGGGCGCAUGGAAGACGCACGCCGAGCCGAAGACCAGCGACGAGUAGAGGAGAUGCGCCGCGCGGAUGUCAUGGAUGAGAUUUUGCAUCGGGGACGGGCCAUACUGCAUAGGAGACGGGCCCUGCGGCUGCAUUGGUGGCAGAUGAGCGGCCACCGAGUGCGACUGGGGAUGAUGCGCGGCCUCGGAAGGACGAUAGCGGUCAUUGGCGUGACGCUGCUCGGUCCUGGACCUCAGCCAGGCCCCGUUCCAAAGGAAUACCCCCCUGCGCCCGAGGAAAGGCGAAUGGAGCAUCCCUCCUCUCGCCCGCCCAUCAUCUCCCUUGAGAGGACAUCACGCCGUGCCUUGCCGUGUGCUACUUCCCAAAUUUGGGCUUACUAGCUGGCAGUGCGAUUGGCUUUCCAACUUGAUGGGCAAU